AUAUUAGAGCCACUGCUUACUUAUUUUCUCACCCUAAACGAGCAAGCUCUCACUAUAACAUAAUAUCACACUCGUUUUACCCUUCACCUUUGUUUCUCAUUUUCUCAACUUCUGCUUUCUUAGUUCCUCACUCGAUCUUGCCACUAAACCAUGGCUAGGCUGUUACUAUUUGCCUUGUGUGUGCUCCCUUCACUUGUUAGCGCAUGGAGAAUGGGAAACCCUUUCCAUGUCCGAGGCCGCGUCUACUGUGACACUUGCCAGUGUGGCUUCGAGACAAAAAAAACUACUUACAUAUCAGGUGCAACGGUUAGAAUUGAAUGCAAAGACAGAACAGACUUACAACUUAGAUACAGUAUGGAGGGUGUGACAGACUCAACCGGGGCAUACAAGAUUAAGGUUGUGGGCGACCAAGCGGACAGGAUUUGCCAUGUUGUUCUUGUUGAUAGUCCACUGGCUGACUGCAAAACGGUACACCCAGUACGCAACCGUGCUGAAGUUAUUCUAACCCGUUCCAACGGUGCCAUUUCUGAUCUUCAUUACGCUAAUUCCUUGGGGUUUGUGAAAGACGAGGCAUUGCCUGGGUGUGCUGAAUUGGUCAAGAAACUUCUAGAAUCCGAUGAAUAGAUCAACAAUGAACAUUCUUGAUAGGCUACCUAGUCCCAUCUUUUAAUUACUUAUGGUGUUCUUCUUGGUUUGAUGUUUAUUUAUUUGGUAGCUUGUCUCUUAGCUCAUGAGACUACAUAUGAUGUCAUUGUUUGCGCUCACCUAUUUUGUUUUGUUUUCAUCUACUUGAUCAAUAAUACUAAAUUUAUGA
Messenger RNA from Populus trichocarpa (black cottonwood), 814 nucleotides. Its product is annotated as protein DOWNSTREAM OF FLC. The coding region runs from base 151 to 624 and encodes 157 amino acids. The record is from RefSeq and is a predicted model, not a curated record. The transcript is spliced from 2 exons. NCBI's taxonomy places the organism in Eukaryota, Viridiplantae, Streptophyta, Magnoliopsida, Malpighiales, Salicaceae.